AUGAAGUAUGUAGACUCAAUAGAGAAAGAGCAGACCAUUGAUCAGCUCGAUCGUCAACUUCUUCGUCAUCAUCCUUGCCAAUCAGCAGCAUCGUAUUCGCCAUCACUUACAUUGGUGACUACGCGGAAAGCUACUAGCCACCAACUAAUAUACCUCAGCAUGUCCUCCCUAGGUCUUCCAGGCCCCUUUGAUAGGCCCCCGGGAGACGCUGGCCUCCAUCGGAGCUGGAACGCUUUUCUCGACAAGCACAGCCUCCGAAGCAUCUGGCAGACAACCCGUGCCGAUAUUAACGACCUCUGCAAGACCGCGCUCUUAGCUCUGCAAGUCUCACGGAGCCAGCAGAUUGCUCUCGAGGACUCCAUCCUCGAUCUCUGGGAUCAUAUGGGCCUCACGGUGGACUGUCUCAACCCAGACGCGAACUUGUUGUGGAGAGCCGAUGAACAGCUCGUCAAACCCACGGCGCUGCGGCUUCAGGAGCAGCGACAACACCUCCAGGUACAGAUGGAUAUGUGCCAGAACGAGGCCCACUGGGACCCUGUGUGGCUUGAGUUAGACAUGAGCACCAUUCCACCGACUGUAUUAUCUAGCGAGAGACCCUCCUCUCUGACCGCCGCCGUCUCGGAAGAGGAUACGAGUCUGAAUAAGCAGGAGGAGGAGGAGGAGGAGGAGGAGGGGGACGUGGAAGAGAGUAAGGUACUCAGGGUCGCCCGGUCGCUGGCACACACGAGGUACUUCCUCGGCCACACAGCGGGAGACCCAAUCUUCUCCUACGAUGGACGGAACUUCGCCUAUCGUGGUCGCGUCCCCCGCGAUCCCAGGGAGGAUGUCAUGCGCUUGCAGAUACUCCUUCCAAAGGUUCUCGCACAGGUCGUGACCCUCAUGGCAUUCUCCGCCGCCUCCUCCUCUUUGACUCUGGAUUUUCCAGCAGAGUGCACGGAACUGCUGAAAAGGGUCGACGAUCCAUCUGAUGAGCUCCUCUUGAGAAUCUGCACCUUGUGGAUGUUGAAAUUUGGUGGAGGCUUCCCGGCGACAUACGCGCGCUUCCUCGACUCCAGUCCAGUCGUACGGGAGUUUGCCUGGCUCGUCUGGGACAUGUACAACGACGCUGACGGGCUCUGGUCCAGAGAUACAGCCCGGAACAUCGAGAGUUUGAUCAAGACCUUGAAGCCCCUCUUCAUGGUCUUGUCAUUCAAUCGAAGUCUAGUCCCAGUGUCGCCAGGUGCAGUGCUGAAUAAUCUUGCGAGAUCACACCAAGUGGAGGACGAGAUGGAGGCUAGAGAACUCGUUUUUGAGCAGAAGGAGUACAGUGUUGCUUUGGUGUAUGAUGCAUCAAUCUGCCAGUCAAUCCACUCCCUUUACGCAAAAUACGUGGGAAGACACCACCCCGACGCUGGCGCUCUCUUCCUUCGAACAGCACCGCGACAUCUCUCCCUCGAAAACGACUACCACGACGUGUUCGCCAACGUUCCGAUCCCCGACGAGGUCGUAGCCGCGCACCACCGAAUCAAACUACGGUAUCUCGACGAUCCAGAGCCCGAAGCCCAACACGCUCCUGCAGUUGACCACCCGGUCGUGAUUGAAGACCACACCCAAGCCGAGAUAGUCGUUGCAGGAUCCAAGCGCAAGAAGCGUCAUCAACAGCAGCGCAUAGAGAAGAACGAGACUCCUCGCGUCGCAAAUCCGGAACCUCCGCUCAAGAAACGACGAGGCCGCCCUCCAAAAUACCGCCCGACACCUCCCACUUCCGAUCCCGUCAACGAUUGA
Colletotrichum tamarilloi is the source of this 1764-nucleotide messenger RNA. RefSeq lists its product as uncharacterized. The record is from RefSeq and is a predicted model, not a curated record. Lineage: Eukaryota; Fungi; Ascomycota; Sordariomycetes; Glomerellales; Glomerellaceae. The coding region runs from base 1 to 1764 and encodes 587 amino acids. The transcript is spliced from 2 exons.